AUGGCAAUAACUACUCGAUUAAUAUUGUUGCUAUUAUUAUCCAUAUUCACAUUUACAACAUCAGGUGCACAACUGGAUCCAGUUGAAUAUAAUAACCUUAUGUGGAUAUCUACACAAUAUGGUAUGAAUUGGAACUCGAUCAACUCAUACUCAGCAUGUAGUAAUAUACCAGAGAUUAAAUGUUUGGAACCACCUGGUAGUCUGUUAACAGUGACCAUUGGUGGCGGCGGCAGUUCAUACUCAUUGAUACAAUCGAUAACGAUCAAUUUGAAUCGUGCACCAAUUGCCAAGAACUCAUCAUUGCCAAUCAAUAAUAAUGGAAAAUUGGUAUUCAAUAAUUUGGAAUCAUUGUCUAUCAAAUACUCGAGUGCACUGGCCAAAGCUGUACCAUGUACAUCAGUCCUGGACUACCUUGUAUCCAACUCAUGUAUCUCAAUCACAUUACUCAAUGACAACACAUUAAUGACACUUCCAAAACAGCUAAUGUCCAAUGUUCCCAAGUUAUCAUUCUUAUCACUUGUAAAUAGUUCAAUUUCCUCAAUUCCUGAUGAAAUAUCAACCAAUCUGUAUUUAAAUCAACUUGACAUGCGAGGCAACGAAAUCAAGUAUUGGAAUGUAUCCAAGACAGUUUCAUCAAUUGCCAAACUAUCCCUGGACAUCAAUCUUUUGGGUCUGGCUGACAUCUCUAUCAAGACUAGUAACUUCCCCAAUCUUCUAAACAUUAAUCUUAAUAUACUCGGUGGAAACAACUUACUCAAUCUAACUGUUGGUGUUAACAACAAGGAUGGCAUUAUUAACAUCAAGUCACUGAUUGACAUCAAUGUUCUGAAUCUUCCAAUAUGGCCAAGCUCAUUGAUCACGGACAUUCCAUUCAUCAAGAACUUGAUAUCAAACAAUAGUUCAUUCAAUGUUACUAAUGGUGGAGGAUGUGAUGUUUCAAAUAUUAGUGUCAAUGCAACUAGUAUACCUAAUUGCUUCACUUGUAUGUUGGAGAAGUUCAACUUCUACCUCACACAUCCAAUCAACACACCAUUCAACUAUAGUUGUGGACCAAAGGAGUAUCCAUAUGUAACAGGUGUACCACAACUAUUCUCCAACGAGACAUUGGUUGUCAUGGAUGGUGACUUUGGUGAUACAGUAUCCCUAUCAAACACUCUAAUUACAAUUGACAACACAACAUGUUCACUCACAUCCGUGACCCGCGGUCGAGUCCAAUGCCAGAUGACCUUCAACAACUAUGGAUCACUGCCACUUACCGUCAAUGUCAAUGGCAAGACAUUCGCAUCAGACUCUUUGAUUAAUGUUAUCGACAUCAAGCCAGUCAACAAGAAUUGCAACUGUCGCGAGUUUGGACACUUCUUGAUAUCCAGCCCCAAGUAUACUCAGGACCCUGCUACCCCGGUGGGCACAUUCAAUGUCACUUCAAACUCAACUACAUCGGAUGCGGAGUCUGAGGAGUUUACAUUCUCAGUGGCCGAGGUACAGGAAGUUGAUGGUCUGGGCAAUGUGGUGCGAUUUAUUAAUGUCGACAGCUAUAAUGUACAACAACAAAACACAUCAGUCAAGACUACUAUCGAGUUCAUCAAUGAGACUAGACAAGUAGUGUUUGCUGGCCGCACACUCACACUACUUGGCGGCACAUCCAAGAUGUGGAUCAACAUCACCAACUGGCCAUACUUGCUAUCGAGCAACCAUCUCCGCGUGCUGUUCAAGAUGAACUCGGCACGUGCUCAACAAGCCGGUCAACUGCGCCUCAUCAACCAGGACUCGGUGUACCAGAGCUACGCACUGUCCACCGGUUCCUUUGACUUUUACGGCCGUUUCCUCACCGUGAUGAUGUCCAAUGGUGUGCCGGCAUUCUCCAAGAUCGGACUAGUGCAUAUCAACGACACGAGCAUGGUAGCAAUGCACUUGCCAUUGUGUUCCGAAUGUGUUAUAGAUCCUGACUUUGGAACAUUGGUGUCGAUCAAGGCGCAAGAGGAUCAGGGCAAGCAGUCCAAAUUCACAAUGUUGAUGAUUGUCUCCAUUGUUUGCGUGUCAGUCUUUGUCAUCCUCGCGUUGGCAUUGGCAACAUUCCUAACCGUUCGAAAGAUGAGACGUUACAGCAAAGAGAAAAAGACCAUCACAGAGAAGAUUGAUGCUUAUAAGACUCCUGGAAUUAUAUAA
This is a messenger RNA of Acytostelium subglobosum LB1, 2166 nucleotides long. RefSeq lists its product as hypothetical. The record is from RefSeq and is a predicted model, not a curated record. NCBI's taxonomy places the organism in Eukaryota, Evosea, Eumycetozoa, Acytosteliales, Acytosteliaceae. The transcript is spliced from 9 exons. The coding region runs from base 1 to 2166 and encodes 721 amino acids.